This is a messenger RNA of Miscanthus lutarioriparius, 1200 nucleotides long. NCBI's taxonomy places the organism in Eukaryota, Viridiplantae, Streptophyta, Magnoliopsida, Poales, Poaceae. The record is from the annotation of a GenBank genome assembly.
AUGUCGUCGUCGUGGUCGUCUCCCUCUCCGGCGGCGGCGGCCGUGUGCCUGGAUCUGGACGGCAACCCCAUCGCGCCCCUCACCAUCUGCAUGAUCGGCGCCGGGGGCUUCAUCGGCUCCCACCUCUGCGAGAAGCUCAUGGCCGAGACGCGCCACGUCGUCCUCGCCGUCGACGUCUACUGCGACAAGAUCCGCCACCUCGUCGACCCCGCGCCGCCGCACCUCGCCGGGCGCAUCUCCUUCCACCGCCUCAACAUCAAGAAUGACUCCAGGCUCGAGGGCCUCAUCAAGAUGGCCGAUCUGACCAUCAACCUGGCGGCCAUCUGCACGCCGGCGGACUACAACACGCGCCCCCUCGACACCAUCUACAGCAACUUCAUCGACGCACUCCCAGUGGUCAAGUACUGCUCCGAGAACAGCAAGCGUCUCAUCCACUUCUCCACGUGCGAGGUCUAUGGCAAGACCAUCGGUAGCUUCCUCCCCAAAGACCACCCGCUCCGCAAGGAACCUGAAUUUUAUGUUCUGAAAGAAGAUGAGUCACCCUGUAUUUUUGGUCCAAUCGUGAAACAACGAUGGUCCUAUGCAUGCGCAAAGCAACUUAUUGAGAGGCUUAUAUUUGCUGAAGGCGCAGAAAAUGGCCUUGAAUUCACAAUCGUGAGACCUUUCAAUUGGAUUGGCCCAAGAAUGGACUUCAUUCCUGGUGUCGAUGGCCCUAGUGAGGGUGUACCCCGGGUUUUGGCUUGCUUCAGUAACAAUUUGCUCCGCCGAGAGCCCUUGAAGCUUGUUGAUGGGGGCCAGUCUCAGAGAACCUUUGUUUACAUUAAGGAUGCCAUCGAAGCUGUUGUGCUGAUGAUUGAAAAUCCUGCUCGAGCCAAUGGUCACAUUUUCAAUGUUGGGAAUCCUGACAAUGAGGUUACUGUUAGGGAGUUGGCCCAAAUGAUGACAGAGGUCUAUGCUAAUGUCUCAGGGGAGGCACCACUGGAUGAGCCCAUGAUUGAUGUUAGUUCGAGUCAGUUCUAUGGUGAAGGAUAUGAUGACAGUGAUAAGAGAAUUCCCGACAUGAGUAUAAUCAACAAGCAGCUAGGUUGGAACCCAAAGACGCCUCUCAAGGAUCUGCUGGAGACAACAUUGACAUAUCAGCACAAGACAUACAAAGAAGCUGUGAAGAGGCAAAUGUCGCAGGCUUCAGCAACGAGUUAG